Cuscuta epithymum is the source of this 976-nucleotide messenger RNA. NCBI's taxonomy places the organism in Eukaryota, Viridiplantae, Streptophyta, Magnoliopsida, Solanales, Convolvulaceae. The record is from the annotation of a GenBank genome assembly.
UUUGGACUUUGAACCGGUCCGAUUUUAUUUAUCCCUUGAAAUCGCCGCAGGUUUACUUCACGCGGAACCUUGGAGGUCUGUUUCUCCGAUCGCCCAAUCGGCGGUGAUAAAAAAUCUAACCUUUAUCAACCCGACGGGAUCUUUUCAUGGAGCAUCAACCUGGAGCUUCGAAUCACACCGGCGUAGAAAACGAUCAAGACCCGCGGAACCAGCGUCUCUACAACCCUUAUCAUGACCUCCAAAUCCCAAUCCAGACAUUAUACAAGCUUCCCACAGCCCCGGAAUUCCUUUUCCAAGAGGAAUCCCGCGUGCAGCGUCGAUCCUGGGGUGAAAACCUCACCUACUACACCGGCAUCGGAUAUCUCGCCGGCGCCUCAUUCGGCGGUGUUAGUGGAUUUUAUCAGGGCGCCAAAGCUUCCGAGCCAGGAGAGAGCUUGAAGCUCCGGGUCAAUAGGGUUCUGAACGGGUCGGGUCACACCGGAAGCAAAUUUGGUAACCGGGCAGGUGUGAUAGGGCUGCUUUAUGCUGGGAUGGAGAGUGGCAUGGUGGCGGUUAGAGACACGGACGAUGUCAUCAACAGUGUGGUAGCGGGGCUAGGGACUGGCGCGUUCUACAGAGCGGCUGCCGGGUUGAAGUCGGCAGCUGUGGCCGGAGUUAUAGGCGGAGCUGUGGUCGGAUUGGGAGUGUCUGCGAAGCAGGCUGUGAAAAGAUACGUGCCCAUAUGAGUUUGUUUUCCUAUAUUUGCUACUUGGAUAUGCAAUAUUCAUAUUCCUUAUUGUGUCUUUCUACUAUAGUAUUUGAUGAUAUGCUUGAGAAUUUGGCUCUCUCAUAUUUGAUCGAUUGUUAUCAUUCUUGAAGCUGGGGCACUAAAGGUGCUAACUUUGCUUACAUUUUUGUCCAAUACAUGUUCUAAAUUAGAUGUACUGAGCAUUGUGAUCUUGAAUAAAUUUGAAAACAACAGGCGCCAAGUAUUGCC